GUAGACAAGUCAAGCUAAAGAUUUAGCUUAGGGUAGUUCUGAGCAAACACUCAAACAGAAUGGUCAACCUGUCGACUUGCCUCCUCUUGGUUUGCAGCUUGGCUGUAUUACCGCAUGCGAUCUAUGGUGACGAUCAGCAAUACCGUAGAGAUAAUGAUGAAACCAAUGGCAAUACCACACUUAAUAUACGGGGCAGCAACUUGGGUUCCAUUUGCUUAGAUUGCCAAACCCAGUUCCAAUUACGAUUUGAAAAUGGAGGACUAGCAGCUUAUGUUUACGGAAAUCGGCUAGGCGGACUCACCAAGCCUGUCAUCAUACCUCUUCCACUUAAUAGACCUAUUGCUAUUCCUCAUCCACUUUUUAUUCCACGCGCUAUUCCUAAUCCUAGUCGUAUUCUUCUUCCACGACCUCGUCCAUACCCUUUCCGACUUGCACCUAAUCCUUAUCCCACCCCUAACCCUGCAGUUAGAACCCCAUUGCCCCGUAAGCUGAAAAUUGAGGACAGUACCCUAAGGUACGAUCAAAUCUUUUUAGCUUCUGAUGCGCCAGCUUCUGAUGCGCCAGCUUCUGAUGAACCAGCUUCCGAUGCACCAGCUUCCGAUGCACCAGCCUCCGAUGCACCAGCUUCUUCCGAUGCACCAGCUUCCGAUGCACCAGCUUCCGAUGCACCAGCUUCUGAUGCACCAGCAUCUGAUGCCCCAGCCUCUGAUGCCCCAGCCUCUGAUGCACCAGCCUCUGAUGCACCAGCUUCAGAUGCUCCGAAUUUAUUUUGGUCUGAUGCAACUGAGGCCCCCUUCGCCGAUUUAUUUAAAUCUGGAGCCCCGAAGCAGCCACUGGCAGAUGCCUAUGCAAACUACCAAAGAAUACCAUUAUAUAGGCCACCAAUUAUUAGACCACCAUACUAUAUUCCCCAAGUAGCAUACCACGUGCCAGUUUCUAUCAAUCGUCCGAGACUAUCACCAUUGGAUUUAUGGUAAUUAAGUGUUGUGCAAGUACACAAGCAAUGCUAACAUGCUAAAUUAUGUGCUAAUCAUAAUAAAUACAAUCAAGAGCAGUA
Drosophila busckii is the source of this 1057-nucleotide messenger RNA. RefSeq names its product vegetative cell wall protein gp1. Lineage: Eukaryota; Metazoa; Arthropoda; Insecta; Diptera; Drosophilidae. The transcript has 2 exons. The record is from RefSeq and is a predicted model, not a curated record. Bases 60 to 977 code for a protein of 305 amino acids.